Molecule: messenger RNA, 552 nt
Organism: Pyricularia oryzae 70-15
Lineage: Eukaryota; Fungi; Ascomycota; Sordariomycetes; Magnaporthales; Pyriculariaceae
Exons: 3
Coding region: 1-552 (183 amino acids)
Source: RefSeq, a predicted model, not a curated record
AUGUCAGAGUAUAAACCUCCAAGGACCAUGCGCAAUGCCCCACUGAAAGACCUCGAAGUAUACACCUCCAGCAGCCAGAAUGCGCAAUCUAUCACUGAAAGACCUUGGGAACAUGCGCCUCAAACAAAUACUGUGCAAAGUCCCUCACUCGAAGAACUCUCACAUUAUAAGCCUCCAGCAAGCACUAUGCGCGGUCUCUCGCUGGAAGACUUCUUGGCCCCGAAUCUUCCAACACGGACUGUGCGCAGGCUUUUGCUGAAAGAGACACCCCUCUCUGCUAGGGGAUACCCCUUUUCAUCCCCACAAGUCUGCGAGCUGGCGCCGUUUGUAGGACAGGUCUCUCAGGGGUACGCCCCUGAUCAUGGACAUCGAGGGAAGCAAACAACCUUGAAGCCCAAUACCACUGAGACGCGCGUGCAAGGCCACACAGUCCUAAUCGAGGAAACUUCGCUCGAAGACGGUACACCCAAGUUCAACAAGGCCAAGCAGUCUGUCAAGUACAAUAGGGAAGGCGGUGAGACAAUCAGUACAACAGCUACGUUGCUUGAUUGA